Molecule: messenger RNA, 903 nt
Organism: Octodon degus (degu)
Lineage: Eukaryota; Metazoa; Chordata; Mammalia; Rodentia; Octodontidae
Product: heterogeneous nuclear ribonucleoprotein D-like
Exons: 2
Coding region: 1-903 (300 amino acids)
Biological process (GO): regulation of gene expression
Cellular component (GO): nucleoplasm
Molecular function (GO): poly(A) binding; poly(G) binding
Source: RefSeq, a predicted model, not a curated record
AUGAGUAGCCUCAAAGACAGAGGAUGCUUUCCAGAAGGGUUCCGAAUCAAGAUCAGCAAAUACAAACAAAAUCCAAGGAAAAUGUUCAUCGGAGGGCUCUCCCGCCAUACCAGUAAUGGAGCUCUUCUGGAAUACUUGGCUCAAUUUGGAGAGGUGCUUGAUUCUGUCAUCAAAAUUUAUCCAGACUCCGGACUGUCAAGAGGGUUUGGAUUUGUGCUUUUCGAAGACCCUGCUACUGUUGAAAAGGUACUCCAAAUAAAAGAACACCAACUGGAAGGUAAGAAAAUAGAGUUCAAAAGGGCUAAAGCCAUACAACCAGCAUCACCCCCAAGAAAGAUUUUUGUUGGUGGGUUGAGCCCUCAUAUGCCUGUGGAAAACGUUAGAGAAUAUUUUUCUAUAUUUGGAGAGGUUGAGAAAAUCGAGCUUCCUCUGUAUCCAAGAUCAAGUAAAAGACAAGCUUUUGGCUUCAUCACAUAUAGUGAUGCAGAUUCACUACAGCACCAAUUUGGGAAAGAUACUCCAAGCACUGGGUUUGGUUACCCAGUAGCAGGAGAUGGUGGCUUCCAUUCUGAACCAACCGAUUAUGGAGCCAGUCAAGGCAUCUUUGGGGCAGACCCAAAUGUUUCCUUUGACAUGUUCAGUGAUAGCAUUGAUCUUCCUACAAUGUUUAUGUCUGUCCCCUUUGAGGACCCCACUGAAGGCGAUGACUUCUCUCAUCAAAUAUAUGGAAAUUUCCUGAACAUCUACAAUGAUGAGCUACUUUUUCGUCCUGAUGAUGGUUAUCUCUAUGGAUACAGCUAUGAAGGUUGUGACUUAAGACCUAAACUUCCUAGUUAUGAUGUACAAGUAAACCAGGUCAAUUCCUCUGGUGCUGAAUGCCAGAGAUUUUAUCAGCUAUUUUGA